AUGGACAAAAGUUACUGUCAGUUUAUAAACUCUGGUGGUUCAUGGCUUUCGUUUCCUGAACCAGAGGAAGACAGUGAAUCUGAAGGGGAGCAUAACAAUGACUUAGACUCGCGACAGGCAACUUUGUUGCCAAAAAAUGAAAUGCAUCUUUACGGUCAGUGUCCAGCAAACGAUAGUUGUGGAUUGGUCACUUGUGAUGACUGUGGAAAGAUCAUCAAAAUGCCUCUUUUUAAAUGGCAUCGUGGUUGUUAUCAAAAAUAUGAAAAUGUGAACGCUGAUGCAAUGGAUGUUGACACAGUGGAAGUGAAAAUUGAGGAAAUUCCGCUGAUUAUACCUAAAGACAUUUCAAAUGCGGAACAAACAACCGAAAUUCACUCACUAAAUCAUGUUGUGAAGAAAAUUACAUCAACGAAAAAAGAGGUUAAGGACUCAACGAAGAAGUUUGUUUUAACCAAAGAUCGAGAAUAUGAUCCCAACAGACAUUGCGGUGUUUGGUUAGAGGAUCAACAGAAAAACUGUACAAGGUCUUUAACAUGCAAGACUCAUGCUUUAUCAUUACGGAGAGCGGUUCCUGGUCAGAUUAAGAAAUUCGAUGUUUUAUUGCUGGAACAUGAGAGAGUGAAUAUCAAAAAGAACAACAGUUGUUAA
Xenia sp. Carnegie-2017 is the source of this 648-nucleotide messenger RNA. RefSeq names its product SAGA-associated factor 73-like. Lineage: Eukaryota; Metazoa; Cnidaria; Anthozoa; Malacalcyonacea; Xeniidae. The transcript is spliced from 6 exons. The coding region runs from base 1 to 648 and encodes 215 amino acids. The record is from RefSeq and is a predicted model, not a curated record.